AUGGAUCCUCUUGCAACUUCCUCAGUUUCCAGCAGGCUAUGGGUGCUCCAGUUCUUCAGAAACCUUUUUGGAAGCAGGCAGCAGGUUACCCAAGAGGGGCAGAGCCCACAAGCAGAUGCAGAAGAGAAAGAUGAUGUCAGAAGCGAACUCCUGGGUUGUCCCCUGCCUGAUAGUGACAUGAUGUUAUUAGGCAAGGAGAUGAGCACUGCCAAUACUUCUUCUCAUGAUAUCUUUGAGGGGGUGACGGAAAGCCACAGUGAAGAGCUAUCAUUGCUGAAGGAAAUGAGACUUGAAGACACCACCAUCCCUGGGGAUGAGAAGAAGCUUUCUGCAUUACUUAAAUCAACUGGGAUGGGGAUGGGAGACUCUGACGGCUCUGCUGAUUCCAUCAUUAGUAACUCGGAGCAGCACCCACGUGAAAAAAAUCAUGCCACAGGAAAGAAAAACAAAGAGUCAGGUGACAGAGGAAAAGAUGGAAUCUCCCAGGUCCUAAGCACAGAUGAUGAAGUUUCCAUGACUACAGGACCCAUGGCAGAGAUUAAGGACACUAGUACUGAAGAGGAAAAAGAACAUCUACUGAAAGAAGAUGUACGACUGGAACCUCCGAAAGCAGAGCUCUCUCCCUGGAACAGACUCAUCAGUAUGUACAAGCAACGCCGGAGGCUUCCUGCUUCUAAAGUGUCCCAUCUUCAGGAUAUUCCGGCUCAGCCAGUAAUUGAGGAUGAAGCCACAUUGGACCUUAUGAUAUAUGGCAUUGCAGCACCCAAGGCCCAUAUCACCCUCUCAAACUCCCCUGGGACUGUCUCUGCCUGUGACAGGCUUCCUGAUAAUAAGGUCAGAGAAGUGGACGGAGACUGUGAGACGGAACACAGAGACUCAGGACCAAAUGAUGAUGAAAGCCUUGAGCACCCUGAGAAUGCAUACUGAGAAAACACUGUUGGAAUCAACAUGACUCAACCAACUGUGCCGUUCCUUCCUUUGCUUACUGGAAGAUGGUCUGCUGUGAAUUCUUACAUGUAUCUACCUGACUCUUUCCAGCUGUU
Molecule: messenger RNA, 1043 nt
Organism: Varanus komodoensis (Komodo dragon)
Lineage: Eukaryota; Metazoa; Chordata; Lepidosauria; Squamata; Varanidae
Exons: 6
Coding region: 1-927 (308 amino acids)
Source: RefSeq, a predicted model, not a curated record